Leptopilina heterotoma is the source of this 3020-nucleotide messenger RNA. It is a transcript of the gene Syn2, whose product is annotated as gamma-1-syntrophin. Gene Ontology annotation, molecular function: structural molecule activity; protein binding. The coding region runs from base 694 to 2229 and encodes 511 amino acids. NCBI's taxonomy places the organism in Eukaryota, Metazoa, Arthropoda, Insecta, Hymenoptera, Figitidae. Gene Ontology annotation, cellular component: dystrophin-associated glycoprotein complex; intracellular anatomical structure. The transcript is spliced from 10 exons. The record is from RefSeq and is a predicted model, not a curated record.
UUGGGUUUACUUGCGAAUUUAGUUGGAUUAAUAAUUAAUUAAUAUUAUUAAUUAUUAAUUGAUCCUUCUUAUUCGUGAGGUUUUUCCCUCCGUUUUAACGGAAAUUAACUUGUUUUAUUUGAAUAUUUCCGCCUUCCUUUUCAAAGGAUUAAACCAAGAUUGAACAUCAAAUCAAAUCGCGGAUCUUACGCCUGCGCGUAAAUAACGUAACUCCGCACGUAACAUGAGUCGGAUUGUCACGCUAUCUGGAGUUCCAUUAGAGAAGUUUAGUUGAGUUCAUUUCACGACGAUUCUCCGACGUGAACGCAAGGGAACGUGUUUAAAACCCGGGAUUCGUGUAUAUAUACGACCAAGAAGAAUGGUUCUUCAAUGUGGAUAAAUAUUAAAUACCACUGACAGUGUAGAGAAUCAUCGAUAUUAUUUCAAAUGUCAAUUUGAUUGACAGUUGAAUUUCUUUUCAAGACUUUACGGAAAUUAUUGUUUCAUUUGUGAGUUCAACGUACGAUUUAUAGUAAAAAAAAAAAAGAAAAGAAAAGAAAGAAAGAAAAAGGGAAAGAAAAAAAGAAGAAGAAGAAGAAGAGGGAAAAGAAAAAAAUGUGGCACCUUCAAUGUUGGAGUAAUUGUCUACGUUUGAAUUUUGACAGCGUGUGCUAUUUGUGGCCAAUGGAUGAAUUGUGGUAUCAGUAAUUAAUUAUGAGAAUCAAUUCAACGAAAAUGAGUACUCCGAUCGAGGAGAAGAUUGAUCAGAAGUUAAAGGUGCGGACGGGGAUGGUGGCAGUUAGCGAUGGCAAAAGUAAACCAAUUCCAAUGCGUUUAUACCUAUCGAUGGAGAUUUUGAAACUUCAAAGAGAAGAUUUAGAGCAGGCAACGAAUCAUAAUAAACCUCCAGUGGAUGCGAAAGAGCGAAUGGUUCAGAUAACGAGGCAAAAAGUUGGAGGCUUAGGAUUGAGUAUAAAAGGAGGAGCUGAGCACAAGCUUCCUGUUUUGAUAUCCAGGAUUUAUAAAGGACAGGCAGCUGAUCAAUGUGGUCAACUUUUCGUUGGAGACGCUAUUAUAAAAGUGAAUGGGGAAUACAUCACAGCCUGCAAUCAUGACGAUGCCGUGAAUAUACUUCGAAAUGCUGGCGACUUGGUUGUUUUGACAGUUAAACAUUAUCGAGCAGCGAAGCCAUUUUUACAGAAAAAUGAAAAAGAGGAGAAAUUGGACAAUGCAACAAAUGGCACUGCAGAGGAUGGAUGGGUUUCUCCCAGUAAACAGCCAGGAAGUCCUAAAUGCAGUCACAGUAGACAUGGUUCGAAUGCAUCUGCAAGUUCCGCCCACACAAAAAAAUGGGUCGAUCUAAUAACAGUUCCCUUGAUGAUGGCAUAUGUUACGAGAUAUAUAUUUGGUACUGAUAAAUUGAGGCGGAAUGCCUUCGAAGUAAGAGGAUUAAAUGGAGCCAGAACUGGAAUAAUACAUUGCGAUGAUAGUGCCAUUCUCAGUCAGUGGCUGAAAUUUAUUACAGAUAAUAUUACAGGACUGACUCAUUUUCAAAUGAAGUUAUAUAAUCGAAACUUUGGAGUAGGCGAGCGAAUCGAAUAUAUGGGCUGGGUAAAUGAGGCCAUCAGCAAUAGCAAUCAACCAUGGCAGAGUUACAGGCCAAGGUUUUUAGCUCUUAAAGGACCUGACUUGUUACUUUUUGAAACGCCUCCCUGCAACAUAGGAGACUGGUCACGAUGUGCAUUAACUUUUAAAGUAUAUCAGACAAUGUUUCGUGUUAUGAGGGAAUCGGAAAAUGUUGACGAGCGUCAGCAUUGUUUUUUAGCGCAGAGUCCAGGAAAGUCUCCAAGGUAUCUUAGCGUGGAAACGAGGCAAGAAUUAUUGCGAGUGGAAGCUGCGUGGCACACAGCCGUUUGCUCCGCAGUCACACAUCUUAAAAGCAAAACAUUUCCAGUGACUUUCAAUGGCAAAACAGCGGGUUUAACGUUGGAAUGGUCUCAAGGUUUUUCGCUUGCUUUCGACGGAAUGACGGAUAAUGUUUGGAGGUACAAGUUUUCCCAGCUUCGUGGGUCCAGUGACGAUGGCAAAAGUAGAUUAAAAUUACAUUUCCAAGAACAUGACAGUAUUGCUAUUGAAACUAAGGAAUUGGAAUGCUCCCAAUUACAGAAUUUAUUAUUCUGCAUGCACGCUUUUCUAACUGCAAAAGUGGCAGCAGUUGAUCCAACUUUUUUAACGUCGACAACACCGUAAGAUUUUUAUUAUUAAAUACAGUAAGUCCGACUGAACUCAAUUUACUCAAUUCUUUCGAAAGAAUAAUCGUUACGUUUUUCGAAAAAAGACAAAAAAAAUAACAAAUAGAAAGAAAGAGGGAAAGAAAGAUAGAAAAAAACUAAUGAAAAUCCACCCCAAGAAGUUCUAGUCAAUAAUCCAAAUGAUUAUUUUAAUUUUCAAUUUUUAAUACUAUUUUUUAUUCGAAAAACAUUUUUUGUUUUUUUCUACUAAAAAAGAAUUUACCAAAAAAAAAUGAAAAUUCUCUAUAUCUACAAUUUUGAGUAUUUUAAAUUAUAAUUUUAAAUUAUAAUUAUUGACAAUUUAUAGAAAUAUUUACUAGACUGAGUAUUCUUUAAGUGUUUCUGUUUUAUAUUCAGAAACAGAUGUUGUAUAGUUAUAAUUUGCAGUAUGUAUGAUAAUUUCUUUUGAAAUUAUGGAAUUGCUUAGGAAAAAGAAGAAAAAAAAAACAAUUAUCUAGUUUAGGAGAGAGAAAAUUACAUAGAUUAAUAAAAAGAAGAAUCACAUUUUUAAGUCGUAAAUGUAAGUGAAAAAAAAAUUUAGUUUUUCGUUCUUUCGAAUUUCUAUUUUCCAUAUUGAAGACGUAAAUUACAAUAUAAAUAAUUGUUAUCGCGAAUUUACUGGUUUGUAAUUUCAUGAAUUUUAAGUAACAACAAGGGAGGCAAAAAAAAAGGUUAAUAAAUUUUUUUAUUAAAACAUAUCGAGUAACUUAAAAAUUAUGAAAAUACAACUUAAUUUAAUGAAAAAUGCAA